AUGAAUAGCGAAAACCACACAUAUCCCGCUAGCAAUCUAACCUGGCGCAUUCUCAACCAUGCCAAUGAGAACAACUACGCCGUGGGUGCGUAUAAUUGCUAUAACAAUGACGGAAUCAUGGCCGUCAUUCGGGCUGCCGAGCGCAAGCGCUCGCCUGCCAUUAUCCAAUUAUUUCCCUGGACCAUGCAUUUUCAGGGAUCGGAGUUCAUUCGCUACGUUGUAAGAGCUGCACAUGCGGCCACCGUGCCGAUCGCAGUCCACCUGGACCACUGCAUCAAGCCUGAGGAUGUGGACUUGGCUCUCUCCCUGCCCUUUGAUUCAAUUAUGGUGGACGCUUCUACGCUGGAUGAAGAGGCCAAUAUUCGCUAUUGCAAAGAGGUUGUAGACCGGGCAAAAGCUCUCAACAUCACCAUCGAAGCGGAGAUGGGCCGUAUCGAGGGUGGUGAGGAUGGUUUGCCAACCGUGGACAUGGAAGCAGUUAUGACCCGUCCUGAAGAAGCAGAGACAUUUGUACGUCGGACCAGUGUUCAUUUUCUGGCCCCUUCCUUUGGGAAUAUUCAUGGUGGUUAUCCGGCCGGUGGGCCAGAGAAAGCCUGGGAUCUUGAGCGUCUUUCGGCGAUUGGGAAGCUGUUGUCAAAGUCUACACCACUAGCCCUGCACGGCACACACCCGGUGUCUGACGAGCUUUUUCAACAGACGAUUACAUAUGGUGUGAGAAAGAUUAACCUUAACCGCACCGUGCGCGACGAUUAUACGGAUUUCGUGGCUGAGAAAGCCGGUUCACUUGAGUUCACGGUCCUCAAGAUCCGGGCAGUCGAGAUCUACGCUAGAUCGAUUGAGAGGAUGAUGGAUAUUCUAGGAUCGUCGGCACGCUAUUAG
Messenger RNA from Aspergillus pseudotamarii, 879 nucleotides. RefSeq names its product class II fructose-bisphosphate aldolase. The record is from RefSeq and is a predicted model, not a curated record. Gene Ontology annotation, molecular function: aldehyde-lyase activity; zinc ion binding. NCBI's taxonomy places the organism in Eukaryota, Fungi, Ascomycota, Eurotiomycetes, Eurotiales, Aspergillaceae. Gene Ontology annotation, biological process: carbohydrate metabolic process. Bases 1 to 879 code for a protein of 292 amino acids. The transcript is spliced from 3 exons.